UAACAAUGUCUUUGCUUCUGGCAGCACACUACCAUGCAGUACGACAUUCAAAAAGACAAACGCUGCUUCCUUUGGAGCGUAAGAACAUCUCACACUUCGCAAGAUCAACGACACCUAUCUGAUUGAUAAGCAUGUUCUUCUCCUGGUUCUCGUACGAGCACCACCAGCAAGGUGCUCCCGACGCUGCUGCGUCGCAGGACAACGGGGACCACAACGUCGUGGUGCUGCUCACCUUCGGCAUCUUCUUCUCCUUCAUCCUCCUCUACCUCGUCGCUGGCGUCAUUUGGGCCUCCGCCGUCACCGCCUGCGCGGUCGCGCUCUCUUUCUGCUACCUCAAGGCCCGCCGGCACGCCAGGCUUGGAGCCGCCCUGCGUGCGGCGUGGAGCGGUGGCGGGUCGGACGCCAUCGAUGCCGUUGUGUCAAUCCCGGCGUUCGCGUACAAGCGGGAGGGCGUCGUUGGCGGUGGUGCUGACGACGGUGGUGGCGCGACAGGGUGGGCGCAGUGCGUGAUAUGCCUGGGCAUGGUGCAGGUCGGCGAGAUGGUCCGGCGGCUGCCGGCGUGCAAGCAUCUGUUCCACGUGGAGUGCAUCGACAUGUGGCUGCGCUCUCACUCGACGUGCCCGAUCUGCCGCGCCGUCGUCGUGCCCGCCGCCGGCCAGCUGGGGCCGCCGGUUUGAUGGGUUGAUUGACCACCGAGGGCUUUAGAGGUACCUAGCUCUGUAAAGUAUGUAAUUUUUCAUCACAGCGUUUUGAGAUGGAGCUUGAGAUUAGAUUACAUGUUUACUAUCUA
Messenger RNA from Phragmites australis (common reed), 790 nucleotides. Its product is annotated as E3 ubiquitin-protein ligase EL5-like. Lineage: Eukaryota; Viridiplantae; Streptophyta; Magnoliopsida; Poales; Poaceae. The transcript has a single exon. The record is from RefSeq and is a predicted model, not a curated record. The coding region runs from base 132 to 677 and encodes 181 amino acids.